AUGAAACCUGAAUCAGGCCCACACACCUGCAUGCACAAGACCCUCCUCUUUACACCUGUCUCCAUGGCGGCAGAAGGCAGGUAAUGGUAUGUGACACCAGUGGUGAUCGAGUUUUAACUACCGGCUGGUGGUCAGGGCUGUAUGAACCGUGGCGUGACCCCCUGCGACCCCUCCACCGCAGUUCACAGCUCCCCAGCUCUUGCUCCAGCCUUACCUUGAAUGGAGCUUUAAAUGAGGCCCAUUAUCCAGUUGCACAACCUCCCAAACUGAAGUCCCACUGGGGCUCCCCUGAGGGGCCAGAAAGGGUGUCCAUUAUGGGUCUUCAGCCAGGAGUUAGAGGAGGAGGGAGGGCAUCCAUUACGGCUCUGGGGGAUGUAAUGUCCAGAUGGCCAGGUGCUACCAAAGAGACCUGUCCCACCCUGCAACAAUCACAGCUUUCAUACCAGGUCCACCUCAGCCCCUCCAUCAGCCCAAAACCCGGUGGUCACACAGGGCUGGUCAAGCAGAGAGAAGAGGAGGAAGAGGAGUGGUAG
This is a messenger RNA of Xyrichtys novacula (pearly razorfish), 533 nucleotides long. The record is from the annotation of a GenBank genome assembly. NCBI's taxonomy places the organism in Eukaryota, Metazoa, Chordata, Actinopteri, Labriformes, Labridae.